CUCCGUCAGGCACAGUGUGCUAAUCGAGCGCAUGCGUGGUUGCUGUGGUGACGCUUCUGUAAACUGCGGCAGAGACGAAGCAUCGGUCAGAGUCCGGAGAAGAUCCCGAGAAGAUCCGGAGAAGAUCAAGAGAAGAUCCGGAGAAGAUCAAGAGAAGAUCCGGAGAAGAUCCCGAGAAGAUCCGGAGAAGAUCCCGAGAAGAUCAAGAGAAGGUCCCGAGAAGAUCAAGAGAAAAACAAGAAGAACUUCUAUAGAACACAGAUAAAUAUCUGUCGUCAUGACGGCGGGAGCGGUUUCUGCUCCACUUAUAAUUCCCAUCAUGCACCUGGAGACGCUCAGAACCAAGAACCACAUCACUACCAACACGCCCGUCUCCAUCAAGUCAGACACUCCAGGUGUGUUGAUCUUCUUCUCUCUGGACGGGUCGAAGCCGGCGGCGGCGGCACGAGGACGAUCAGCUGACGGCAGCAGGAAGUACAGUGAGCCCAUCCUGCUUCCUGCUGGGAGAGUGUCAGUCAGAGCUGUGGCUGUUUCCAGUGACGGCAGACAGAGUUCGACUGUGACAAAGGUUUUCUGCGUUGACAUCGUGGACUCAAACAGGAAACAGACAGAGGAGAACAUCCUGCAGUUUUCCACUGAGGGAAGUUCCUGUUUCCCUCAGAACUCUGCGGGUUCUUCACUGAGUCGUUCAGAGCUGAGGACACUGGGACAUGGUCCUCGUUUCCUGACCAGUCGACUCGGACCUCCACUCCCAGUUCAGACUGGUUCUCCUGAACGUUCUCCAUCAUCGAGGUCAGGUGACAGGAAGCAGCUGAACAAGGCGUCACGAGUCCAGAGAGAAACCGACUUCCUGUGGUGUGCUCAGUGUUUGAGUUUCCGAGCUUCCGACCCGUUCGCUCGGUUCUGUCCUCAGUGUGGCGCUGUGGUUCCUCCGUUACCUGACCAGAGACUGCCCCCUGCUGAGGGAGGACAGACGGUUCUCUGUGUGUUCUGUAACACUGAGGUUCCUGUCAACACUCACACCUGUUUGAUUUGUGAAGCUUCAAUCCAACAACAACUACAACCACAGGAUCAUGUGCUGUGUGUUUGCUGUGGAAGUGGGAAUCCAGCUCAUAUCUCCACCUGUCUGACCUGUGAGAGCCGCCUGCAGCUGGAGGUGUGUGUUGGUAACAGCGCCCCCUCUGUCCCUUCUGAAGACAGCAGGAUGUUGACCUGCUCCAGAUGUAAACGUUUAAACCACAGUGAUGCCAGAUACUGCGACUGGUGCGGCUCCAAGUCCGGUCAUGCAGCCAGCUGUGUGAUGUGUCGGCGAUGUGGAGCGAGUUCACACCCGAGCGCCGUCUACUGUGCAACCUGUGGCACACACCUGGAUGCACCGGCCCCGCCCACAACCUGCAGUGACAUCACACGUGCUGUGGCUCCCCACCAGGCUUCAGCCUCGGCUUCCCAUGAUGCAACCUGGCAGGCCACCCGCUCGGCCCCUAGUGCGAAGUUAGCUCCGCCCUCUCAGGACCAGUCCACUCAGACGGUUGGACUCUAUUACCCAUCAGCCACUGAGCUCCAAAGGAAGGACCAGCAGAGGGCGCUGCAGCUCAGCAGGCAGCAGUCAGGCAGAGACCGGCAACCACCUGUGACCGCCAUCAGCCCGGGCAGAGGUUACUGGAGGAGGCAGUUGGAUCAUGUGUGUGCUCACCUGAGGAGUUAUGCUCAGAACAACGCCCCCUUCAGGACUGUGCUGGGAGAGCCUCGUCUGGGUCGGAUGGUUUCUGCUGUGGUUCAACAAGAUGGUUUUGAAGUCAGUUUGACGCUCAGCUUCGUCUCAGCCGCACAGGAAGUCACACAGGUGUGUCCUGACGAGGCUCCUCCGGCAGCUAGCUGCGUUGGACCAGCAGGUGGCGCUCUACCUGCAGGUGGCAGUGAGACGCUGAGCAGCGUCACAGAGCGGUUCACCAACGGUUCGUUCACUUUAGGAAGUGAUCGGACCACAGGUCUGAUGAAGCCCCCCAAACCAAACCUGACCCCCAAACCUCCGGUAAGGUCCUUGAGGUGUCUCCUCUCUGAUUGGUCGAUGCAGGUGAAGGACGUUCAGCUGCUGAAGGAGCUGGCUCCAGGUCGAGGUCACAUCAGUGUCAUCCAGCAGCUCCUGGAUCAGGGGGCGGACCCCUCCUGCUGUGGUAGUGAUGGCCGACACGCCCUCGCCGUGGCUGUGGUUCAUGGUCACAGUGAAGUUCUUCCUCUUCUGGUGCAGCGAGGAGCUGAUGUGGACCAGCAGUCGGGACAGAUGAAGAACACAGCUCUGCAUGAAGCUGCAGCUCAGGGUCCUGAAGGUCUGAGGUGUGCUGAGGUCCUGCUCAGCUGCAGGGCCAGUGUGAGGCGGAGGAACUCUGCCGGUCAGACGCCGUACGACACCGCGGCGAGCGCCGGCCACAACAACAUGGUGUCUCUGCUGGGAGCUCAGACUGGACUGGUUCUACUGGACAAACUGAGGAAACACAAACUGAACCUGGACGUCUUCUGAUGACUUAGUUGAAAUAUGUGGGAUUGAGGUUCAGGUCUAGUUUUCAUGUUUAGCUUCUUUUAAAGACUUGUAAAACUCUGGAUGCUCCGACGGCCUAGUUCCCUUGAACCCUGAGAUCCUCUGGAAGGAGACGUGGACCUGAUCCAGAUGCUGAACACUAACACAGAGUCUGACAAAUACUUUGUUAGUUUUUCAUUCUUCGUUGAGUGAGUUUGUAUUUGUUAUUUUUACGAGUUUUUCUUUGUUAGUGUUGAGAUGUGCUUUAUAAAUAAAGAUUUUUUUAUUAUUAUUAAAUGCUACUGUAAGAGCUGUAUCAACACCCACUGGGACAAAGGGGAGGAGACAGGAAGCUACAGCUGUCCUCAGCUCGAUUACUGUGGGGGUCCAUCAAAAAACAGCGAGUUGGGCAACUUAUCAAAAAUAAAAGUAAUAUCCACAAACUAAA
This is a messenger RNA of Pleuronectes platessa (European plaice), 2963 nucleotides long. It is a transcript of the gene dzank1, whose product is annotated as double zinc ribbon and ankyrin repeat domains 1. Gene Ontology annotation, molecular function: protein binding. The transcript has 20 exons. Bases 278 to 2518 code for a protein of 746 amino acids. Lineage: Eukaryota; Metazoa; Chordata; Actinopteri; Pleuronectiformes; Pleuronectidae. Gene Ontology annotation, biological process: eye photoreceptor cell development. The record is from RefSeq and is a predicted model, not a curated record.